GGGGGGUGACGGGUUGUUUUUCUUCUUGCUAUCAAGACAGUAUCACAUCUCAGAUGCUGGAGGCUGGACGGAAUGUCAGUGGUUUUAUUUGUUUUGCCUUGCAAGCUAUCGAGCUAAAAGAAUACGCGUGUAGUAUGCAACGAGUGAAAUUUUAUUUUAAUGCCGCAAGAUAGCAGACGCUGUGUAUUCCGGUGUUUCGUGUUCGGUCAGUCAUAAGCUAAGCUAUAAGCUAGCUAGAAAUAAGUGAGUAACUGAAGCAAAAAAACAUCCCGUUUCCAUGGACAACACGUCCAUCAUAACACAGGUUGCAAAUCCAAAAGAGGAGGAAAGUAUUUCUUCAAGUCAAGAGAAAGGUCUUCCACUGGGUUUUUGGGGACUCCAGCAUGGGCUAAAGAAACACAGCUCAGUGUUGCAGCAGCAGUCCGACACUAGCCUGAAGAAGUCCCGGAGUCGAAGCAUCUUCAGCCCUUUCUUCUGCUGCUUUACAAACUACCAUGUUGACCCUCCAUCAUCGCAGAGCACCAAUAACAAGACCCAGGCCCUGCCCCCUCCCACCACUGAUGAAAAUGGCAGCCCCCCAAAGCCUCCAGCCAAGUCCCUGCUACCAGAGGUCAACAUCUCAGACUGUGGGAAGAACUGUGUGGUGAUCGACCUGGAUGAGACUCUGGUACACAGCUCCUUCAAGCCCAUCAGCAACGCAGACUUCAUCGUUCCUGUGGAGAUAGAUGGUACUGUUCAUCAGGUGUACGUGUUGAAGAGGCCGCAUGUUGACGUGUUCCUGCAGAAGAUGGGGGAGCUGUUUGAGUGUGUCCUGUUCACAGCAAGCUUAGCCAAGUAUGCAGACCCAGUGGCUGACCUGCUGGACCAGUGGGGUGUGUUCAGGGCCCGUUUGUUCCGGGAGUCCUGUGUGUUCCACCAGGGGAACUACGUUAAAGACCUGAGCCGGCUGGGGAGAAGACUCAGUAACGUCAUCAUCGUAGACAACUCUCCAGCCUCAUACAUCUUCCACCCUGAAAAUGCUGUUCCGGUCCAGUCCUGGUUUGAUGACAUGUCAGACACUGAGCUUCUGGACCUGCUGCCUGUGUUUGAGGGGUUGAGUAAGGAGCAGGACGUUUACAACUUGUUACAGAGCCUCCGGGUCAGGUAGCAAGCUCCCUUCCUGCCUCCACAUCCCCUGGCCAUUACUCUGGCUCACCUAAUGCCGACCACAUCCCCCUUAUAUCGAGGCCCUGACCCUCUGCUCUGCUCUGAGGCUCGGGUCCUGUUCUCCUGCUGCUGCCUCAAUGGGGCGAUAGACAUAAAGCUCCAUACAGAGACUAAAGCUGAUGGUCUCUCCUGGGUUACCUGACACCUGAUGGUCUCUCCUGGGUUACCAGACACCUGAUGGUCUCUCCUGGGUUACCAGACACCUGAUGGUCUCUCCUGGGUUACCAGACACCUGAUGGUCUCUCCUGGGUUACCAGACACCUGAUGGUCUCUCCUGGGUUACCAGACACCUGAUGGUCUCUCCUGGGUUACCAGACACCUGAUGGUCUCUCCUGGGUUACCAGACACCUGUUGGUGUCUCUUGGGUUACCAUAUACCUGUUGGUGUCUCUUGGGUUACCAGACACCUGUUGGUGUCUCCUGGGUUACCAGACACCUGUUGGUCUCUCCUGGGUCACCAGAUGUCUGAUGAUCUCUUCUUUCUAGAAGCCUGGUCUCUCCUGGGUCACCAGACGCCUGUUGGUGUCUUCUUCCUAGAUAACUGAUGGUCUCUCUUGGGUUGCCAGAUGCCUGUGGGUCUCUCCUGGGUCACCAGAUGUCUGAUGAUCUCUUCUUUCUAGAAGCCUGGUCUCUCCUGGGUCACCAGACGCCUGUUGGUGUCUUCUUCCUAGAUAACUGUUGGUCUCUCUCGGUUAACCAGAUGCCUGAGACAGUCUGAAUGGGUUGUUAUGGAUAACAGACUUUAGUGGAACAGUUGCUCUGUAUUUGACCCGACCCAACGAGUCCUCCAGGAAGACGUGUAAAGGAUGUUUCAGUAACAACAAAAAAAUAUAUAUUAAUUACAAUUGCAAUAUAGCCACGUUUUUAUCAGAGAUAACAAUGUUUUUAUCAAAUUAUUUAUUUACCAAAAUAAAUGGUUGUAGGGCAGGUAUUGAUGUAUGAUGCUGUUCAGGCUGUCUCUUCCUGCUUACUGCUGGUUGGUUCCAACAACUGUGACUCUCUUCAAUUACCCAAUCAAGUGCCUUUUGGACUGUUGUUUAAUUGAUAUAACUGAUGUUCCAUUUUGUAUGUUGCAUAUUUACAGAGAACUCAGAUAUUUAAAUGAAUAUACUUUAAUUUAUACUUUAAACUGUGAAAGGAGAUGAAUGUUAUUUUGGCAUGGUUAUUCAUGAAAAUAAUUUCCAGAAAAAGAUUUGAAAUAAUUCAUUGAAAAUGUUCUUUUAGUAUUGGAUUAACAUGCCUGUUUCUGCCUUGGUUGAAUUGGUUUGACAUUUAAUAGUGUAAAUAAAAGGGUUGUUUUAGUCCUGAAAUUGUAUUUGGCAAUGCAGAGGUAAUUUGAGUUGUAAUUGUUGCCUGUAUGUCAUUUAUACCUAUUUAGUAUGGGACAUGAACUACAGAGUGGAAUGUAAGCUUAACAUGCUGAAACCAGGCUUGCUGUCAGCUACAAAGAACAGCUUAACACAGAGGCAUUCAAUAUAUCAGAUGUAUCUGGCAAAUAUCUUUGAUUCAAGGUACAAUCAAUAUCCAAAUAACUGUCAAAUUGUUGAUGCAUACAUAUGAACAUUAUAUGAAAUUAUAUUUAUUGACAAAACAAGCUGUGAAGUAUAAAGAAUGUUGUUGAAUAAAUUACGUGUGGUAUUA
This is a messenger RNA of Esox lucius (northern pike), 2846 nucleotides long. It is a transcript of the gene ctdspla, whose product is annotated as CTD (carboxy-terminal domain, RNA polymerase II, polypeptide A) small phosphatase-like a. The record is from RefSeq and is a predicted model, not a curated record. Lineage: Eukaryota; Metazoa; Chordata; Actinopteri; Esociformes; Esocidae. The coding region runs from base 278 to 1147 and encodes 289 amino acids. The transcript has 8 exons. Gene Ontology annotation, molecular function: RNA polymerase II CTD heptapeptide repeat phosphatase activity.